UGUGUUGACCAUGUAGGGAAAUAUAAUUUAAAAAAAUAUAGUCAUGUCAUCUCCUAAAGAUAGACUUUUACUUUUAUCAAGUCAUAUAAGUAGUGAAGGAAAAGUAGAAAAGAAUAAUAAUACUAAAAUUGAAGAAAAUAAACCUAGGUUAUGUUGUAAGGUUUGCAUUAUUACUGGAGCCGGUUCAGAAAAAGGAAUUGGACGUGCGUCUGCAUGGAUAUUUGCUAAGAAUGGAGCUAAAGCUAUAUAUGUAACAGAUUACCGUGAAGAUUUACUUCCGCAACUUGCUAAAGAAAUACAAAAUAAAUAUCCAAAUGUUGCAGUAAUUCCACGUAAAGUUGAUGCUGCAUCCGAAGAUGAUGUUAAAUCUGUUAUUGAUGAUGCCAUAAAAAAAUUUGGUAGACUAGAUGUAUUUUUUGCUAACGCAGGGAUCGUUUACCCAGUUGACAGUUUGAAUUUAGAAACUUCCAAAUUUAUGGAAGUUAUGAGAAUAAACGUACUUAGUGUAUUUCUAGCUAUAAAACAUGCAUCAACAGCAAUGAAAAUUACUGGAAACGAUAAAAAGGAAUCUGGUGGAUCAAUUGUCGCGACAGCUUCAGUUGCUGGAUUAAGAUCAGGUGCCGGACCUCUAGAUUAUUCCGCUUCAAAAGCCGCCAUUAUAAACAUGGUUCAAGCGGGUGCUUGGCGACUAGCCAACACAAAUAUUCGUGUAAAUUGUAUUAACCCCGGAAUAAUUGAAACUAAUAUGACACAACCUACUUUUGAAUAUGCUCGCUCGCGAGGUACUAUCAAUAAAGUUGGACAAUUAAAUCCUUUACAAAGAUAUGCCGUCCCUGAAGAGGUUGCAAAUGUUGCAUUGUUUUUAGCGAGUGAUGAAAGUUCAUAUAUAAAUGGUCAUGCAUUAACAGUAGAUGGUGGUUUAUCUUCUAGUAUUCCUAUUGUUAUUAGAAGGUAGAAUUUAUUCGGAGAAAUCUUUUUUAUUCAUUAAAUUAUUUAAUACGCAAAUAAAACAAAAGAACUUUCUAUCUUUGUACAAUAAAACUUGAUAAAAAAUAUAUAUAUAUUAAUU
This is a messenger RNA of Rhizophagus irregularis DAOM 181602=DAOM 197198, 1069 nucleotides long. RefSeq lists its product as uncharacterized. NCBI's taxonomy places the organism in Eukaryota, Fungi, Glomeromycota, Glomeromycetes, Glomerales, Glomeraceae. The record is from RefSeq and is a predicted model, not a curated record.